This is a messenger RNA of Cucurbitaria berberidis CBS 394.84, 1400 nucleotides long. Its product is annotated as zuotin. The transcript has 3 exons. Gene Ontology annotation, cellular component: cytosol. Gene Ontology annotation, biological process: regulation of translational fidelity; 'de novo' cotranslational protein folding. NCBI's taxonomy places the organism in Eukaryota, Fungi, Ascomycota, Dothideomycetes, Pleosporales, Cucurbitariaceae. The record is from RefSeq and is a predicted model, not a curated record. Bases 36 to 1370 code for a protein of 444 amino acids. Gene Ontology annotation, molecular function: ribosome binding; Hsp70 protein binding.
UGCCAUCCCCCUCACUACGACAAAGACACUGCGAAAUGGCGAACGUCGAGAUUUCGCUGCCGCUGCCCGUCCUGCCUGAGGGUUGGGCUGGUGAGAAGGACUUCAAGUCCAUCGGCCAGCUUAGCCAGGCUACCGAUCGCAAUAUCGAGCCUAUUGGCCCACACUUCCUGGCCUAUGCCCGCAGAAAGCGACAUCAGCGCACUUUUUCCGAGGAUGACCGCAUCCAGGCCCAAGCCCACGUGAAACAGGUUGAAGAUGAGGACCCCGACGACAUCGACGAGCCCGAGGACCCUCUUAUGCUGCAGCGCGAGGCUAAGGACUGGAAGUCGCAAGAUCACUACGCCGUACUCGGCAUAACCCGCCAUCGACACCGUGCCACCGAGGAACAAAUCAAGCGUGCUCACCGCAGGAAGGUGCUCAAGCAUCAUCCCGAUAAGAAGGCUGCUGCCGGCGGAACCGAGGACGACCAGUUCUUCAAGUGCAUUCAGAAGGCUACCGAGGUGCUGUCGGAUCCUGUCAGGAGGAGGCAGUUCGAUUCCGUAGACGAGGGCGCCGAGGUGGAACCGCCGUCGAAGAAGGACACGCAGAAGGGCAACUUCUACAAGCUCUGGGGCAAAGUCUUUGAGGCCGAAGGUCGUUUCUCGAACAACCAACCCGUUCCCAAGUUGGGCAAUGACAAGAGCACCAAGGAGGAAGUCGAGCACUUUUACAACUUCUGGUACAACUUUGACAGCUGGAGGACUUUCGAGUAUCUUGACGAGGAUGUUCCUGACGACAACGAGAACCGUGACCAAAAACGUCACGUCGAGCGCAAGAACCAGGCUGCUCGUCGUAAGAAGAAGACCGAGGACACUACUCGCCUGCGAAGGCUGGUGGACGACGCCUUGGCCCUCGAUGAGCGCAUCAAGAAGUUCCGCCAGGCGGAGAGUGCGCAGAAGAACAAGCGCCGACUUGAAAAGGAGGCCGAACAGAAGCGCCUUGCCGAAGAGGCGGCCAAGAAGAAGGAAGAGGAUGCCAAAGCCGCAGCUGAGAAGGAGGCGGCCGAGAAGGCUGCGAAGGCCGAUAACAAGAAGUCAAAGGAGGCUGCCAAGAACGCUGCGAAGAAGAACAAGCGCGUUGUCCGCGGUGCCGUCAAGGACGCCAACUACUUCCACGCUUCUGGAGAUGCACCCGCCACUCAAAUCGACGGUGCGUUGAACGAUGUUGAUCUCAUCAUCACCAGGAUUGACAACGAGGAGCUGGCUGCGUUGACCAGCAAACUCAACACCGAGAAGGAUGCUGCUAAGAUCAAGGGGAUCUUCCAGGAAGAAGUCAAGCGCCUUGUUGGUGCUGGCAAGGUCACCGAGGGAGAGCUCAAGUCUUUGGCAUAAAGGAGCCUGUUCUGUAGCGCCUACUUUUCG